AUGAAUAUGAACGAGUCCAUUUCCAAAGAUGGUCAAGGCGAAGAAGAACAAAAUAAUUUUUCGUUUGGUGGUAAGCCCGGUUCCUAUGAUUCCAAUUCAGAUUCUGCUCAACGCAAAAAGUCUUUCAGUACUACAAAGCCGACCGAAUAUAACUUACCAAAAGAACAGCCCGAAUCAACGUCCAAGAAUUUGGAAACCAAGGCUAAAAACAUUCUGUUACCUUGGAGGAAGAAGCAUAAUAAAGACUCGGAAACUCCACACGAAGACACUGAGGCGGACGCUAACCGCCGUGCCAACGUAACUUCUGAUGUGAACCCUGUUUCUGCCGACACCAAGUCAAGUUCUGGCCCUAAUGCUACUAUUACUACCCAUGGAUACUCUUAUGUCAAAACAACGACACCCGCUGCUACAAGUGAGCAAUCCAAAGUGAAAACGUCACCUCCCACUAGCCAUGAACAUUCAAAUAUAAAGGCGUCCCCCACUGCGCAUAGACAUUCCAAAGGUGAUGCAGGGCAUCCAAGUAUUGCAACCACUCAUAACCACAGCACUUCCAAAGCUGCCACUUCUCCUGUUACUCACACGCAUGGUCAUUCCAGUGCUACCACUUCCCCUGUCACUCACACACAUGGUCAUGCCAGUGUGAAAACCACAUCUCCUACCAAUACUCAUGAGCAUUCUAAAGCGAAUACUGGUCCAUCAGCCACUGCAACUACACAUGGACAUAUCAACGUCAAAACUACCCACCCUGUUAGCCAUGGUCACUCUGGUUCAAGCACUGGUCCUAAAUCCACCGCUGCUGCACAGGAUCAUUCCAGUACUAAAACUAACCCUUCAGUUACUCAUGGACAUACAAGUGUUAAAGAUAACUCCUCAGCUACGAAGGGUUAUUCGAACACUGAUUCCAACUCAGAUCGAGAUGUCAUACCUGGUAGUUUCCGGGGCAUGACUGGUACUGAUGUGAACCCUGUUGAUCCUAGUGUUUACACAAGUACAGGCCCAAAGAGUAAUGUUAGUUCCGGUAUGAACGCUGUCGACCCUAGUGUCUACACGGACACAAGUUCGAAGUCUGCAGAUCGUAGAAAGUACUCUGGCAACACUGCGACUGGUCCUCCUCAAGAUACAAUUAAAGAAAUUGCACAGAACGUGAAGAUGGAUGAGAGCGAACAAACUGGAUUGAAAAAUGACCAAGUUUCUGGUUCUGAUGCAAUCCAACAGCAAACUAUGGAACCUGAACCCAAAGCAGCAGUCGGGACAAGUGGUUUUGUAAGCCAGCAACCUUCUUAUCAUGAUAGCAAUAAAAACAUUCAACACCCAGAAAAGAAUAAGGUUGAUAAUAAAAAUAUAUCAGAAAGAGCGGCUGAAAAAUUUAACAUUGAAAGAGAUGACAUUCUGGAAUCCGCCGAUGAUUAUCAACAGAAAAACAUUAAAUCCAAGACGGAUUCUAAUUGGGGUCCAAUUGAAUAUAGUUCCAGCGCUGGUAAAAAUAAGAAUCUGCAGGAUGUUGUUAUACCUUCUAGUAUGAAGGAGAAAUUCGACAGCGGUACAUCUGGAUCUCAGAAUAUGCCUAAAGCGGGAACCGAAUUAGGACAUAUGAAGUAUAAUGAUAAUGGUAGGGAUAACUUGCAAUAUGUUGCCGGUUCACAAGCUGGUUCUCAAAAUACGAACAACAAUAUUGACAUGUCACCCCGUCAUGAAGCAGAAUGGUCCGGGCUUUCUAAUGAUGCCACCACCCGAAACAAUGUUGUAUCACCUGCUAUGAAGGACGAAGAUAUGAAUGAAGAUUCUACUAAACCUCAUCAAUAUGGGUUGGAUUAUUUGGAUGAUGUUGAAGACUACCACGAGAAUGAUAUUGACGACUACUCAAAUGCAAAGAAAAACGACUUGUAUUCUAAGAAAGCGUACCAGGGAAAACCAUCGGAUUACAAUUAUGAGCAGAGAGAGAAAAUCCCAGGUACUUUUGAACCUGAUACGUUGUCAAAAUCAGUGCAAAAACAAGAUGAAGACCCGUUGUCUCCAAGGCAAACCACUAACCGUGCUGGUAUGGAGACUGCAAGAGAUGAGAGUCUUGGCAAUUACGAAUACUCGAAUACUUCUGGUAACAAAAAAUUAUCUGAUUUAAGCAAAAAUAAAUCAGGCCCAACUCCAACGCGUUCUAAUUUUAUUGACCAAAUUGAGCCAAGAAGAGCAAAAACAACACAGGAUAUUGCAUCCGAUGCCAAGGAUUUCACCAAUAAUCCGGAAACAGGUACUACUGGAAACGUAGAUACAACCGGAAGGAUGGGUGCAAAAUCCAAGACCUUCAGCUCGAACCCUUUUGAUGAUAGUAAAAAUACAGACACUCAUCUCGAAAACGCUAAUGUUGCUGCCUUUGAUAAUUCCAGAUCUGGAGACACUACAUACUCCAAAUCAGGGGAUGCUGAAACAGCUGCUUACGAUAAUAUUAAAAAUGCGGACCCUACAUAUGCCAAAUCACAAGAUAUUACUGGAAUGACUCACGAUCAGGAACCAUCAUCAGAACAAAAGGCCAGUUACGGUUCUGGCGGCAAUUCCCAAAAUCAAGAAUAUUCUAGCGACGAUAAUAUUGAUGUCAAUAAGAAUGCGAAAGUUUUAGAGGAAGACGCACCGGGCUACAAGCGUGAAGUAGAUUUGAAGAACAAACGUAGAACCGACCUUGGUGGUGCCGACGCCUCAAACGCUUAUGCUGCCGAAGUUGGUAAUUUCCCUAGUUUGAUUGACCCACAUGUCCCAACAUACGGAUUUAAAGACACCAACACCUCUAGUUCUCAAAAGCCAUCUGAGGGCACCUACCCAGAAACCACUUCCUAUUCAAUUCAUAAUGAAACAACUUCUCAGGGAAGGAAAGUGUCGGUGGGUUCAAUGGGUUCCGGAAAAUCAAAACAUCAUCACAAUCAUCACCGUCACAGCAGACAGAAUUCUUCAAAAGGGUCUGACUACGACUAUAAUAAUUCUACUCAUUCAGCCGAGCACACUCCAAGACAUCAUCAGUACGGUUCCGAUGAGGGUGAGCAAGAUUACCAUGACGACGAGCAAGGUGAGGAACAGGCUGGUAAACAAAGUUUCAUGGGUAGAGUGAGAAAAAGUAUUUCUGGCGGUACUUUUGGAUUUAGGAGUGAAAUUUAA
Saccharomyces cerevisiae S288C is the source of this 3141-nucleotide messenger RNA. It is a transcript of the gene HBT1, whose product is annotated as Hbt1p. Gene Ontology annotation, cellular component: cytoplasm. The coding region runs from base 1 to 3141 and encodes 1046 amino acids. The record is from RefSeq and is marked reviewed. The transcript has a single exon. Lineage: Eukaryota; Fungi; Ascomycota; Saccharomycetes; Saccharomycetales; Saccharomycetaceae.